Closterium sp. NIES-65 is the source of this 4305-nucleotide messenger RNA. Lineage: Eukaryota; Viridiplantae; Streptophyta; Zygnematophyceae; Desmidiales; Closteriaceae. The record is from the annotation of a GenBank genome assembly.
AUGGGAGUACUUACAGCGUGCACUCGAGCGGCAGGGCGCAAGCGAAGAGCGGAAAUCCGGGGGGACCUGCAGGACACGCGGCUGGCGGGCGACCUGCCCAGCGCCGUCUUCGAUCUCACCCACCUGCGCCUGCUGUCAGUCCCGCCGCCCUCACCCUCCUCGCCCCCCCGCUCCCAUCAACCUCUUCCUCCACGUGUCCCCACUGUUCUCGCACCCGCCCACAACACGCACGCGCCAACACCUGUGCACGCUGCUGUGAGUGCUCUUAGACACGCGCCAACACCUGUGCACGCUGCUGUGAGUGCUCUUAGCCACGCGCCAACACCUGUGCACGCUGCUGUUAGUGCUCUUAGGCACGCGCCAACACCUGUGCACGCUGCUGUGAGUGCUCUUAGGCACGCGCCAACACCUGUGCACGCUGCUGUGAGUGCUCUUAGACACGCGCCAACACCUGUGCACGCUGCUGUGAGUGCUCUUAGCCACGCGCCAACACCUGUGCACGCUGCUGUUAGUGCUCUUAGGCACGCGCCAACACCUGUGCACGCUGCUGUGAGUGCUCUUAGGCACGCGCCAACACCUGUGCACGCUGCUGUGAGUGCUCUUAGGCACGCGCCAACACCUGUGCACGCUGCUGUGAGUGCUCUUAGACACGCGCCAACACCUGUGCACGCUGCUGUGAGUGCUCUUAGGCACGCGCCAACACCUGUGCACGCUGCUGUGAGUGCUCUUAGGCACGCGCCUGUGCUCGACGUGCACGGGUGCAACCUGACAGGGUCCAUCCCAGCCACAGUGGGGCGGCUGGCGAGCCUCAAGUUCUUCCUGGUGAACCAGAACCGCCUGUCAGGGUCCAUCCCGGCCACCGUGAGCGGCAUGCAGCGGCUGUACAUGUGGGACAUCAUGGACAACCGCGUUGAGGGCGCCGUGCCCUCCUUCCACGGCGCCAACGAGCUCGGUCACCUGUGCCCACAUGAGUCGCAACCUGCUCACCUCAGUGCCGGCGCACAUCAGCAGACUACCCAAGCUAGAGCACGUCGUUCCGAUCCCUCCCAGCGUUCCGAUCCCUCCCAGCGUUCCGAUCCCUCCCAGCGUUCCGAUCCCUCCCAGCGUUCCGAUCCCUCCCAGCGUUCCGAUCCCUCCCAGCGUUCCGAUCCCUCCAUGUCCCCCCCUCCAUGUCCCCCCCUCCAUGUCCCCCCUCCAUGUCCCCCCUCCAUGUCCCCCCCUCCAUGUCCCCCCCUCCAUGUCCCCCCCUCCAUGUCCCCCCCUGUGUCUCACCCUUUCCCUCCCGCCAUCCUCUCGUGCAUCACGAAGCAGGCUGGUGGACAGCAACCGGCUCACCCAUCCCAUCCCAGCGGCAUUCAACAACACAAACCUCACUGUCAUGUGCGUGCCACUGUCAUCUACUGGAGUAACAACGUGCUGCCCAGCCUGCCCACCACGUGGCUCCUCCCCCACCUCAAGGACUUCCUCGCCAGCAACUGUUCACUACCACAGCAACCGCUGCCAUCCUUCCCGCUCUCUGCCAGCCUUGCCAACCUCGAUCUGAGCAGCAACAAGUUCACGGGCGCCAUUCCCCCCACGCUCUUCUGGCACAGCCCCAACCUCAUCAACCUCAACCUGGCCAACAACUCGCUCACCGGCCACCUGCCUCAGCAGAUCGCCAAUGCCUCCAAGCUGCAAUCGCUGUUCCUAGCAGGCAACAACCUGACAGGCGCCAUUCCGGACAUGUCAGGGCUGCCAAGCCUCGUGGCGCUCUCCCUCUACGACAACGACUUCACUGCCGUGCCGCCCGCCCUGCUCAACCAAACCAACGCCACUCUGCAGCUGUAUGGCAACGACCUCUGCAAGCCAUUCCGCGCGGAGAUCGCGCAGCAGUGCUCCCCGCCGCGCCUUCUCACGCAGUACACGGCGCGCGCCAUCUGCGCAGAGCUCGCGUGCGCCAGCGACCUCUUCCGCCCCAGCGAGCCGCUGUUCCGCGACGCCAGCGAGUGCGUGUGCGUGUCGCCGCUGCGCGCCGAGCUGGGGCUGUACCUGACGGACCUCGUGGUCUUCACAGACGACCAGGUGACGAGCCUGGAGGACAAGCUCUUCUCGCAGCUCACCACCCGCGCGCACAUCAACAUCACGCGCAAUCAGGUGCAAGUGACGGGCAUCAGCAGCCGUGCGUCACUCGCCUCACUGGCGUCAACAUUCGCGUCCGACCACACGAUGCACGAGUCCACGCUCAUCAUCACCGCGCUCUUCUUCCCGCCCGCCGGGGACGACUCCUGGCUGCCCAGCGACACGCCCCGCGCCAUCCGCGCCGCGCUCUCCACGCGCGACCCGACGCUGCGCGCCAACCUGGACGAGUUCGGGUCGUACCGCGUCGAAGCCUUCUACGGCCCUGCUCCGUACAAGCCGCCGUCGCAGGCAGCAUCAGCACUAAGCCCAGGCACCAUCGCGGCCAUUGCCAUCUGCUGCGCCACGCUUGUCAUCUCGCUCGCCCUCGUGCUGCUCUUCCGCCCCUGGGAGAAGCGAGGGUGGAGCCAUGCGGACUACGAGGCGCUGGAGGGCAUCAGCCUGCAGCACGCGCGGCGCUACUCGCUGCAGCAGCUGCACGACGCCACUGAUGGCUUUGAUGACCAGCGCGUGCUAGGGCAGGGCGGAUUCGGCAAGGUAUGUCUGGGGGAGGGCGGAUUCGGCAAGGUAUGUCUGGGGGAGGGCGGAUUCGGCAAGGUGUACCGCGGGGAGCUGAACGGUGAAGCAGUGGCGAUAAAGAAGGCGAGGGAGAAGCAGCGGCAUGACGGGGCGGACUUCAAGAACGAGAUCGAGCUGCUCACCGCCGUGUCGCACGGCAACCUCGUGCGCCUCACAGGCUUCUGCGUCGAGAAGGACGAGCAGCUUCUCGUGUUCGAGUUCAUGGAGGGCGGUGCUCUGGACGCGUGGAUCAAAGCCCCCCCUUGCAUGCGCCAUCACAUGAUGGUACCUUCUUCAUGGUCUGAUUUCUGGCAACGUCCAUUUCUUUCUGUCUCAUCCCAAUCCACGCCACCUGCUUGCUCUGCUGACGUGGCGGCAGGCAAGAUGGGUCGCAUGCUGACAUGGCGGGAGCGGAUGCGUAUUGCGCUGAACGCAGCGAGUGCGCUGCACUACCUGCACCGCGAGAUGAGGCCUGCCAUCGUGCACCACGACAUCAAGGAGGCUCACUCAAUGUUGAUCCUCCCUCGCCCCUUUUUCCGCGCCCUCCCGCCCCCUCCUGCUGUGGCACGGCAGCCGCCGAACAUCCUGCUGACAGCAGCGCUGGAGGCGAAGGUGGCGGACUUUGGGACGUCCAAGUCCAUGCCGGAGCGCGGCGAGUUCAUGCCCGAUGAGAUCGUGGGCAGCAAGGGCUACAUAGACCCCUACUUCGUGCAUUCAGGCGUGCUGACGGAGAGCAGUGACGUGUACAGCUUCGGGGUGGUGCUGCUGCAGCUCGCCACGGGGCAGCCGCCGCUCAUCCAGCACGUGCCGCUCAGCCAGGUCGUGCUGCACCUCGCCUUCGGCCCGCAAGGCCUCGCCUCCGUCGUCGACCCGCGCCUCCACCACGCCCUGCUCGCCGCUGCCGCCCCCUCCGAUGAUGGCGCCGCCGCUGCUGCGGGUGUGGUUGGUGGCGGUGCGGGGGAGUGGGAGGAAGGGGGAUUGAGCGCAUGGGAGAUGGUGGCGGGGCUGGAGGAGACGUUCAGCACGUUCCUGCGGAUCGCGCUGUGGUGCACCGCGGAGCACCCCACGCUGCGCCCCGACAUGGAGCAGGUCGUGUCGGAGCUGCGGAAGAUUCGAGACCAGCUGGGAGCGGGGAUGGCUGGUGGGGGCAGCAGCAGGAGAAGCCCGCGUGGGACCGCCAGUGGGUUCACGACGCCCUCGUCCUUCCACGGGUCGCUGCCUCCCCUUGACGCCACUGCGUUCAGCAGCCCCAGCGUGACGGAGGAGCAGAGCAUGAGCGGCACACAGGACUACACGUGGAGCGGUUAUAGCGCCACACAGGGGCCCCCUUCUCAUCCCACCUACCCCCCUGCUACCGUUGCUGCUGGACGUGGUGAAGCGUCACCAGGGGCCCACAGGCAGCAAGCAGCGCAGCAGCAGCAGCAGCAGGGCGCGGCUCGAGGGGCGGGUGGGUUGGCUCCCCUGUGGGGCCCUGGGCUUGUCGGUGGGGUGCACCCCCCUCCAUCCAGUGCCGCCCAGGAGGAUGGAGCCAUGGGACGGGGGUACGCUGGUGGCUCGUCUGCUACAGCCAGUGGAGUCACAGACGAGGAACAAGGGCACACUGACACGAUGACAGGGCCGCGUGCUCGGUAG